AUGGUGGCUGAGUUCCUUUCUCUCCUCUUAUUUGGGCUGUGUGCUGGCCAAAACCUAAGAAGAGAUGGGUCACUUCCCAGGCCCUCCAUCCAUGCCUGGCCCAGCUCGGUGCUUCCUGCCAAUAGUCAUGUGACACUGCGAUGCUCCACUCCUACUGGGGAAGUCAACUUCAGGCACAUCAAGUUUACGCUCAGAAAGAACAAUGUUCCUUUGGAGUCCUCGCCAUCUCCUGAUUCCCCCAGGGGCCUGGCAGAGUUUCACCUCACUGACCUAAAAACCAGUGAUGCUGGAGAGUACACCUGUGAUUACAGGACAGGGAGCCCCACCAGAAGGUCACCGCCCAGUGACGUCCUUCUACUGCUGGUGACAGGAGAAUUACCUAAACCUUCCCUCCACGCCCGCCCAGGGCGCAAGGUGACUGCAGGAGAAAACGUGAUUCUGCAGUGCAAGAAGCCCAGGCAUAUGAUAGAACCUCACAUGUUUGCUCUACUGAAGAAAGGAACUUCAACACCCAUAAAGCUCCAGGGUCCAGUAAAAACGGAGACAGACUUCUCCCUUCCAAGUGUGACUGUCAAUGAUACUGGGGCCUACAGCUGUGUGUACUACGUAGAAAGCGCUCCUUUCUACGCCUCAGAGCCCAGUGAUGAGCUCACGAUCUCGGUGACAGGGCUGUGUGUUGGCCAAAGAGACAUAAGAAGAGAUGAGUCAUUUCCCAGACCCUCCAUCCAUGCCUGGCCCAGCUCAAUGGUUCCUGCCAAUAGUAAUGUGACAGUGCGAUGCUCCACUACUUCCCGGGAGGUCAACUUCAGGGACGUCAAGUUUGCUCUCAAAGGGGGAAGAAAUGUCAUGGAGUCUUCGCCAUCUUCUGAUUCCCCAGGGGGCCUGGUGGAAUUUCAUCUCAGUGAUGUAAAAACCAGUGAUGCUGGAGAGUACACCUGUGAAUACUACAGAAAAGGGAGCCCCACCAUAAGGUCACCGCCCAGUGACGUCCUUCUACUACUGGUGACAGGAGAAUUUCCCUAAACCUUCCCUUAAAGCCCACCAAAGGGGUGAGAUGACUGCAGGAGAAAACAUGAUUCUGCAGUGCCAGAAGCCCAGGCACGUGAUACAACCUCACAUGUUUGCUCUACUGAAGAAAGGAACUUCAACACCCAUAAAGCUCCAGAGUGCAGUAGGAAUGGAGACAGACUUCUCCCUGCCAAGUGUGACAGGCAGUGACCCUGGGGCCUACAGCUGUGUGUACUACCAACCAAGGGCUCCUUUCUGGGCCUCAGAGCCCAGUGAUCACCUCAUGAUCUCGGUGACAGGUAAGGUUUUGGGGCAAUCGUGGAACCCCCCUCCCCCGAUCGCCCCGCCAGCUGGUGGC
This is a messenger RNA of Myotis brandtii (Brandt's bat), 1366 nucleotides long. RefSeq names its product T-cell-interacting, activating receptor on myeloid cells protein 1-like. Bases 1 to 1023 code for a protein of 340 amino acids. The transcript has 7 exons. The record is from RefSeq and is a predicted model, not a curated record. Gene Ontology annotation, cellular component: plasma membrane. Lineage: Eukaryota; Metazoa; Chordata; Mammalia; Chiroptera; Vespertilionidae.